AAAAUGAUGAUGAAGGAACAAAAGAAAGGGAGAAGUAAAGGAGGAACAUAGGAACAGCAGCCCCCGAGAAGGUGUAUCAAAAUUCGACAUUGUGAUGGCUGGGUAGAAGCUGGAGAUGUCAGCCCCUUCAUUCCUAGAGUCCUACACAAUCGCCCAUUGUGCUGGGCAGAUAGCGUCAUCUUUCAUUGCGGUCCGAGGCAAUUUGUUUCAGAAGUAACCAGGCUCACACCUCUAGACGCGUAAAGUGCUACUACCAAGCCAUAGAAAAGAGCGCGGGCCAGGCUGGGAGCUGCGUUCUGGGGGGUGUGGCACUGAAAUUGCAUUCCAGCGUGAGGUUGCUAUGUGAAGAUUGGUGGUAGGUGAGACAUUGGCAGCAGACCCAGCAGGCUGGCCGCCUGCCCUGGCCGGCGGGGUUGGAGGGGCCGCAGAAAUGGAAAUGACUAGUAUUGCUGUACGGAGAUUUUCAAUAAUUGAACAAAGCAUUCUGUUGAAUCGGAGGCUUCUUUGUAUCAUCGGGAUUAUUGGGGUGGAGCGUGGCCGAAUAUUGGGCGAUCCGGGCAGUGCCGAUAGCCCAUUGGAACGCGAAAAUCCUUUUAUAGUCUAUAUAUUGGGCCUAACUUCCAAUAGAACAUUCUGCCCUCGAUGGUUGAGCGUCGCGUGAUGACGAGUUUGUCGUCUCCCUUUGAACGCCGCGAACUAGCUCUAGUUAGUGCCUGAGGGAGCCUUCUUUGGUGCACUCAAACGCGUCAACGACGUCCAAAAACGAGGUUUAUUAGUAGCACCGCGACAUGUUUUCAUCCAGCGCUCUCGCGACGCCGUCUUUGGCUGCUCAUUAAGAUUAUACUGCAACGCCAGUGAUAUUGACUUAUCUGGGGCGCUGCAACGAUGCAGAGAUGACAGGGUUCCAUUGCGGGCCGAAAAGGGCUGCAGCGCGGCUCCAGCCUUGGGGGAAGGGUCUCAAUCCGGUUGGUCUAAAUGGGGAAGAGGAAAAUCAUUAUAGGCAGUAUUGCCAUUAUCCGCAGUAACAUUUUGCGCGCAUCGCACAAACGGAGACGCACUUUUGAAAAAAUAGCAGCAACGAGGAGAAACGCAAGGCCAGCGUGAGGAGACGCAGCCACGGCCAAAUUAGACCACCUGUCGUUAAUUUUCUGCUUGUGUUACCCAGUGUCAAACUUUUGGCUCGUACAGUGAAGAACAGACUGUGCAGCCAGCCGCCAAAAACUAUGGACUCACCACCACUCUCUCCCGAUUUCAACCCGCUUACAUUCAGCGAAGAUCUCACGCCGUUGCCUGAAUUAAAAGAGGCAGGAAAUGCAGUCAUAGACUUUGAUGGGCAGCUACCCCGUUCUCUGGACCUCCGUGAGGAUGUGCGAACAGGUUGCGGUGGCCAAACAUGGCCUGCAGGCAUGGUUCUUGGCAAACACCUGUUGCGCUACCACCGCAAGGAGCUCGAGUCCGCUAAGAUAGUAGAACUGGGUGCCGGUGGUGGCCUUGUCAGCUUGGCAGUAGCCGUUGGCUGUGAGUUACAGCACACAAUGUACAUCACGGACCAGCUCGAAAUGCUGGAGCUGUUGCAGCACAAUAUUACACUAAACAAGGUGGAUGAUAGAGCGCAGGGGAUGAUUUUGAACUGGGGUGAGCCUCUGCCAGAUAUCAUUGUCGAACAGAAGCCAGAUGUUAUUAUCGCCGCCGAAUGCGUAUACUUUGAGCCUGCGUUCCCGUUACUGCAGCAGACGCUCAAAGAUUUAUUCGAGCUAAACUCAGAGGCAGUGGUGUACUUUUGCUUCAAGAAGAGACGUAGAGCCGACAUGCAGUUUCUGAAAGUCGCUAAAAAGAAGUUUUUUGUGGAAGAAUUAUUCGACGAAGAUCGGCCAGUAUUCUCUCGUCUGAAUCUUCAUCUUUUCACGUUUCGCAGCAGGGAAUCCGCCGCUGCUCAAAGGGCAAAGGCAGAGGCAAAGGCGGCAAAGGUGGCCAAGACUAACAAGCAGCCUACACCAGAGGCAGUCGAGACGAAUUAG
This is a messenger RNA of [Torrubiella] hemipterigena, 2018 nucleotides long. The record is from the annotation of a GenBank genome assembly. Lineage: Eukaryota; Fungi; Ascomycota; Sordariomycetes; Hypocreales; Clavicipitaceae.